AUGGAGGUGGAGGAGCGCGAGGCGUGGGCGCGCGGGCUGCCCGUGGUGCAGGAGCGCGUGCCGUACUCGCAGGUGGUGGCGCUGAAAAAGUCCAAUGAGCUGAAGCACAUCAUCAAGCACCCUCAGUCGUCGCUCCAGGUGAGUGAGAGAAUGAAGCGCGCAGGUGAGUGCGGCAAUGAAGCGCCUAGUGCAGCGCUGCUCCUCCGCGUGGGCUGCCCGUGGUGCAGCAGCAUGUGUGUGUCACUCACCAUGCGACAGCAUGGUGCGCUGCAUGCUGCCGCCGCUUGUGCUCCAAGACAUUCGGAGCCCGAGUGCGUGUUUCUCGUGCUCAAGGACUGUGUGUCGGAGCCCGAGCGAGUGUUCCUAGUGCUAAGGGGCGACCGCGUGUCGGAGCCCGAGCGAGUCUUCCUAGUGCUAAGGGACGACCGCGUGUCGGAGCCAGAGCGAGUGUUCCUAGUGCUAAGGGACGACCGAGUGUCGGAGCCCGAGCGAGUGUUCUUAGUUCUUAAAGACGACCGAGUGGUGCGCUGCAUGCUGCCGCCCCUCGACCGCGACCCCGCCUUCUGGGCGGCAUGGAAGGAUCUCAGUCUAGAUUCGCUCACCAUCAACGCCUUCUCGCCGCCGCCCGCGCCGCCCGUCAUGCAGCCCUGGGGCCUCUGGGGUCCUUCCUUGAAGUUUCUGCAGGACUGGGGGUGGGUGGGGGGAGGGGAGGGCCGGCGGGAGGGGGUUGGGGGGAAGGGGAAGGGGGGAGCGGAGGGGGCGGGGGAGAGUGCGGGGAAGGGGAAAGGGAAGCCGUUGACUGCAAAGCAGAAAGCGGAAGCUGCUAUGAAGGAGCGGGUGAGGAGACUUGCAGAGGAGAGGAAGGAGACGGAGAGGAGGAGGGUGGAGAAGGAAAGAGAGCUUAAGAGGCAACGAGAGGAGAGGAUUCGGAUGGAGAGGGAGGAGAGGAGGAGGGCGGAGAGGGAGGAGAGGGAGCAGCAGAAGCAGGAGGAGCAGGAGCAGAAGCAGGGGGGGGCGAGAGCGAAGAAACGGGGAGCGGGAGCAGAGGAGAAAAACGUGGAGGCGAGGAGAAAGAAGCUAGUGGCACAGGUGGCCAAUCAGGAGCGUUGGGGUUCGUUCUACAAACAGGCGGCCAAUAACGAGGGCGUGCGGUUCCUGAUCGGGGCGGCGUUCUUCGUCUUUUUCUACUUUGGGAUCAUCGUGAACGUGAAGAAGAAGCGGAAGGAUUACGAGGAUCGGAUCAAGUUGGAGCGGGCGGCGGAAGAGGAGAGGAGGAAGAUGGAGGGGUGGGAGGAGGACAUGGAAGAGAUGGAAGCGAGGGAGGAGGAGGAGGCAGAGCGGGAGAAAGAGAAGGAGAAGAAGGGAGGGAAGAAGGCUGGGGUGGUGGUUGCAGGGGAGAAGGAAGGGGAUGGGAAGGGCGAGGGGGAAGGGGAAGGGAAGGUGGAGGAGGAGAAGAAUCAGGCGAUUCUGGCCGGCAUGCGCUUCAUGCGGUCCGGGGCUAAAGUGCGGCGCGCUCGCAAGGGCAAGCGCACGCGUCGCCCCACGUACCUGGACAUGAGUGCAGAGGUGAAGUUCUCGGAUGUAGCCGGGCUCGGUGAAAUCAGGCGCGAGCUGGAGGAAGUGGUGGAGUUCUUCCAGUCGGCUGAGAAGUACCGCCGCCGCGGCUCCAAGAUCCCCUCGGGCAUCCUGCUCUGCGGCGAGCCGGGCAGCGGGAAAACUUUACUCGCGAAAGCAGUGGCAGGAGAGGCGGGAGUGAGCUUCUUCUCGGUGUCGGCGAGUCAGUUCGUGGAGAUCUUCGUGGGCGUGGGGGCCAGCCGCGUGCGCGCGCUGUACAAUGAAGCCAGGGAGAACGCGCCCUCGGUGGUGUUUAUUGAUGAGCUGGACGCGGUGGGACGGCAGAGGGGUCUGACGGAGGGCUCGGGCGGGCAGGAGCGAGACGCUACUCUGAACCAGCUGCUGACGUGUCUGGAUGGCUUCGAGGGCAGAGGUGACGUCAUCACCAUAGCAGCCACCAACCGGCCGGAUAUUUUGGACGCUGCCCUGGUGCGGCCGGGCAGGUUCGACCGGAAGAUUUACAUCCCCAAGCCGAGUCUCAAGGGGCGAGCCCAGAUUCUUGAGGUGCACAGCCGCAACAAGGUGCUGGAUGAUGACGUGGACUUUGAGGCGGUGGCGCAGGUGACAGAUGGCAUGUCGGGCGCUGAGCUGGCGAACGUUGUUGACGUGGCGGCGCUCAGAGUGCUGCGGGAGAACCGAUCCGAGAUCACAACGGACGACAUGCUGCAGGCCGCCAUGCUGGAGGAGGGGGGGUACCCCUCGCCCCACGAGGGCAGUCCAAUCAGGCAGCGCCAGCUGGCGCUCAACGAGGCGGCGCUGGCCGUGGUGGCGUUCAACUUCCGCGACUUCCAGAACAUUCAGCUGAUCACGGUGGUGCCGCGAAUGACGGAGGAGAAGGGUUCAGUGCGGUACAAGCUGGUGGACACGCAGAAGAUGAAGGCCAACUUCAUCUCCGCCUCGUGCCUGCGCGACUUCAUCACCGUUCAGCUGGCGCCCAUGGUGGCUGAUGAGAUGUGGAACGGGGCCGAGGAGACGUGCACCAUCUGGGCGGACCACGCUGACGUGGCGCGCCGCACAGCGCGCCAGGUGGCGCUCAACGGUUUGUCGGCGCCGAGCGAGGAGGGUGCGCUGUACGGCAUCGGCGUGGCGGCUGUGGAUGCACCGUGGCGCCGUGAGGCCGUUGAUGCCGAUGCCUCCCGCAUUCUUGAGGAGUGCCGCUCCAGGGCCGCUCAGAUCUUGAGGCGCAACCGCAGCCUGGUGGAUGCACUAGUGGACAAGCUGGUGGAGGUGAAGGCGAUGGGCGGCGAGGAGUUUGCCAGCCUGGCGCGCCAGUACGGGUCGUUUGACUCGCCGCCGCCCUCCCCGGUGGAGAUGAGGGACCGCCAGCUGGCACGGUUCCGAGAGGCCAUGAUGGCUGGGGAGAAGGAGCGGGCGGCACAAGUGCUUCUGGCUGACCCUGUUGCUGUGGAGUGA
Molecule: messenger RNA, 3027 nt
Organism: Closterium sp. Naga37s-1
Lineage: Eukaryota; Viridiplantae; Streptophyta; Zygnematophyceae; Desmidiales; Closteriaceae
Source: the annotation of a GenBank genome assembly